UCUCAGAUCUCGCAAUCAAACACUUUAAAUUCCCUCCUUCCACGCUACACCUCCUUUCUCUUUAUUGCCGUUUUUCUUAUUUCCAUCUUAUUGGCUAUUCCUCUUCUGCUGUCUUCUGCUUUGUUCAGUUCGUUGCAUGCAAAAACCACUAUGAAGAAGCCAAAACACCACUCAUCGUCGGCCAACGCUGACCGGCGAGUGGAGCCUGAUUCCGGUGAGUUUGUCGCCAAGAUGAAGAACGGUCGCCAGAGACGGCUCAAAAUCAAGCAAAUGAAGUACACUUGCCAGGCGAAGAUCCGCAUCAGGAAUGGAACCGUCGGCGUCUCGCCGACGCCGGCGGAGGACCUGGAGGGAGGGAGCAGAGAGAUUCAUGAACGCGUGGAGAUAUCUUUGUCGCUGGCGGCGGCGUCGUCGUCCUCGGAGGAGGAGGAGCGGUCAUUGUCGGAGAAAAACGACGGUGUUUUGUCGUACGGGUCAACGUCUGUGAUUGGGAGCAGGAAGGAGAUGGAGGACGCGGUGAGUGCGGAGAUAGGGUUUGCUGCGAAGGAGAAAGGGAAGUACGACUUCUUCGCGGUGUACGACGGCCACGGCGGAGCGCAGGUGGCGAAGGCGUGUCGCGAGCGGUUGCACCGGCUGGUUGCGGAGGAAGUGGAGAGGAGUGAGAGUCCCGUGGAAUGGGACUGGCAGGGAGUGAUGGAAGGGUGCUUCCGUAAAAUGGACAGCGAGGUCGCCGGUAAUGCGGCCGUCAGGACUGUGGGUUCCACGGCGGUUGUAGCUGUGAUCGCGGCGGAGGAGCUUGUCGUCGCUAAUUGCGGUGAUUGUAGGGCUGUGUUGGGAAGAGGAGGUGAGGCCGUCGACUUGUCUAGUGAUCAUAAGCCCGAUAGACCAGACGAGUUGAUGCGAAUCGAAGAGGCUGGUGGAAGGGUCAUUAACUGGAAUGGCCAGCGCGUGCUUGGUGUUCUUGCUACUUCAAGAUCCAUAGGAGAUCAGUACCUUCGACCUUAUGUGAUAUCAAAUCCAGAAGUGACAGUGACGAAGCGAAGCAGCAAGGAUGAAUUUGUGAUACUAGCAAGUGAUGGAUUGUGGGAUGUUAUGUCGAGUGAAGUUGCGUGCCAAGUUGUAAGGAAAUGCCUGAAUGGACAGAUUAGGAGAGUGUGCAAUGGAGUUGGGAACCAUGAAAACCGUGCUGCCGAGGCUGCAAGCCUCUUAGCUGAGAUAGCAUUGGCAAAGGGAAGUAAAGAUAACACCAGUGUCAUUGUAGUUGAGCUAAGAGGAACGGUAACAUAACAUCUCAGUGUCUACAAAAACAUGUAUUUUCUUCUCUAAUUCUUGCCUUCUGCUUUUGGACUAAUAUCCACUCAGGUCUUGCAUCCUCAAUGCCACGAGAGAUUAUCUACUACCACAUAAUUACGAGUACUUACAUCGGUGUUUCUUCUUUUAA
Vigna umbellata (rice bean) is the source of this 1441-nucleotide messenger RNA. Lineage: Eukaryota; Viridiplantae; Streptophyta; Magnoliopsida; Fabales; Fabaceae. The record is from RefSeq and is a predicted model, not a curated record.